Messenger RNA from Lobosporangium transversale, 880 nucleotides. RefSeq lists its product as hypothetical. The transcript has a single exon. Lineage: Eukaryota; Fungi; Mortierellomycota; Mortierellomycetes; Mortierellales; Mortierellaceae. The coding region runs from base 226 to 699 and encodes 157 amino acids. The record is from RefSeq and is a predicted model, not a curated record.
CCCAAAGCCAAUCCAUUGUAACAACGCAACGAAGGCCUCUCAUAGUACAUGCAGUUACAUCAGGUUCCAUGGGCCUAGAGGCGUGGUCUUUCGUGGUAAUUCAUGCAUUUGCUCAUGAAAGAUAUAAAUAUAUAGCAAUAUGCAAUACGAACCCUGUUCGUUGUCAUAUUUCCUUUUCACCUGCCUAGCCCUCUUUCCUUUCACAUAAUUCAUAAUUUCAGCAUCAUGUCCGUGGGUCCUCAUAAAUAUCGAUCGAUUCAGCCUUCACCAUCCCUCGGCAACGACAGAAGCUUAACCAUCGGACAAAGAGUGGAUAUUUUAAAAAAUUGGGAUAGACAUGUCAUUAACUACAACAUUGGACUUAAAGGAGGAUCGAUGUUUGAGCCUCCAAAGAGUGUGUUCUGUGACUGUCACAACAUCACGCCGACAAUCCUCAACCACAUCUUGGCCAAAAGAGAAGAGCUCCUGAAUGUCCCUGCUGGUCAAUCUUCCGCGCGAUAUCGCCUUCAAAGCAACACCAGGUCAUUUUAUCCUGUUGAAGAUGCUCUUUCUCAUACCAUUGAGCAUAUCAGACGUGACCUUCUUCUACCCAUCGACAACCUGGGUGUUCGGCUGUUGGGAGGCGCAAUAUAUGCGCUCCUCGAAGCUCGUGUGGGCAAUCUUACCUUUAAGAACCUAAAUUCUCGAACGGUUGGUUAAAAGGUUUCAAGCAGCGUUAUAACCUCCGCAGAUAUAAUCUUAAAGGAGAAGCUGCUUCAGUCAACAUGGAGGAGCUCCGUCCGCAACUAGAAAUGAUUCAAAGCACCCUCAGUCGAUAUAGCCUCGACGACGUCUACAACUGCGAUGAGACUGGGUUAUUUCUUCAGUCCACGUCCAACUG